AAGUUGAAGAUAAUUCUUUCCUGAAAUCUUUUCGUUGCUUGCUGUAGAGAUCUAUUGCGAUAUAAUUGACCUUUCGUAAUUUCAAGCCCCAGUCUGACCUGUACAGGAAGAAGACUAAUAUUUGGUCUUAUAAAUAGCAGGUUGGAGGAGCAGAGUCCUUUUGUACAUAUCUUUGGUAGUGUUUUUGAUUCAAGUGGCACUUAUUUUUUGGAGCUAUCAUGGCCCCUUCCGCAAGAGCUGAGAAGGCCUUUAGCUAUAUGAAUGCGACCUUGGGAAUUUCUAAGGAGCAGGUGAAGCCAGUGUUGAUAAAUCUGUUAAGAGUUUAUGAAGGAAAUUGGGAACUAAUUGAAGAUGAAAAUUAUCGGACACUUAUAGAGGCGUACCUUGAUUCCGAGAAAGACAAGGCAGUUGAAGGUGAGAGAAAACCUAAUGGCAGUGGUGAGGGUGGACAAAAAUCAACAGGGGAACCGUUCUUGGUAGAUGUAGAUGGUGACCUUGUUUUAUCAAUCAUGGACAGCUCAAGCAAAAUGUUUAGUGCAGAAGACAAAAAGCCAUCAUCAAAGGUCUUUGAGCAGAAAAACAUUAAGCGAUCUCAAACCUUCACGGAAGAUGAUAGGCCUCAAACCAGUUCACAGGCAUUACAUUCAACGGCGAGUGAGGCCAAAAAGAUCUCUAGUUUACCUCGUGGAUCAACUAAGGGUAGAGAAUCAGACCAUGAGAAAGCAUCAUCUGCAGGGCACCGUGGCCGGUUCGAGAUGAACCCUGUGAAGCCAAGAGCUAAGAAACCCAAAUUACUUAAUUCGACGAAUAAUGCUGGAGAUCUUUGUGUUAAACCUCCGUCAAAUCAGGAUUUGCAAAGUAAAAAUCUUGUACCUGCCUGCAUCAAUGAUACCCGUGCUUAUAAUGGAUCUAUUACAAUCGGUAGUUCUUCACGUCUUGAAGAAGUUAAAAUAUCUUUGAAUUGUGACUCAGCCUUGGCAGGACUCAACUUCAGUAUUCCUGAUUUGGCUGUUGUUAUGAAGUUCAUGGACAGGAAGUACCUUAGCUCUAGCAAAACUGCUGACCCUCAAUUUUCUACGGCAAAGCUAUUGAAUGAUCUUUGUAGCAUUUUUCUCAAGUUGGGGAUUCGAAAGGGAUCAAAUUCCAACCUAGCCAAUUCAAAUACGCUGCAAUACGCUAGUGAAGAAGAAAGGAAACCCUUUAACUUUAUCAGUGACAUGACAAAAGGUUCAGAAAAAGUGAAAAUAUCGUUAAUAGAUGAAUUUGGCGGUGAAACCUUGCCAAAGUUUAAUUACAUACCAUGCAAUAUAAUAUAUCAAAGUGCUAUUGUAAGUAUUUCUUUAGCCCGGAUUUCGGAUGAGGGUUGCUGUUCUGAUUGUUCAGGCAACUGCCUUUCCUCAUCAUUACCUUGUGCGUGUGCUCGGGAAACUGGUGGGGAGUUUGCUUACACUCCUCAAGGUUUGUUGAAAGAAGAGUUUCUAACAGCUUGCGCGACUAUGAAGACUGAACCUAAAGAUCAUCAUUUUGUGUACUGUCAAGAGUGCCCUUUAGAGAAGUCCAAGAAUGAGUACAUGCCUGAACGAUGCAAGGGGCAUAUGGUAAGGAAAUUUAUAAAGGAAUGUUGGAGGAAAUGCGGAUGUGACAUGCUUUGUGGGAAUCGGAUAGUGCAACGAGGUAUUGCAUGCAAAUUGCAGGUGUUCUUAACUCGAGAAGGUAAAGGAUGGGGCCUUAGACCGUUAGAAGAUUUACCAAAAGGAACUUUUGUAUGUGAAUAUGUUGGAGAAAUAUUAACCAAUAUGGAAUUAUACGAUAGGAUAAUGCACGAGAGUGGUAAUGACAGACAUACAUAUCCUGUAACUCUUGAUGCGGACUGGGGCUCAGAAAAGGGGUUAAAGGAUGAGGAGGCACUAUGUUUAGAUGCAACAUAUAAUGGAAAUGUUGGAAGGUUCAUCAAUCAUAGAUGCUAUGAUGCAAAUCUCAUAGACAUUCCCGUUGAAAUAGAGAGUCCAGAUCACCAUUAUUAUCAUCUUGCCUUCUUUACCAAUAGGAAUGUGAGUGCGUACGAGGAAUUGACAUGGGAUUAUGGUAUUGAUUUUGAUGAUGAAGAUCAUCCUAUUAAAGCAUUUCGGUGUUCUUGUGGAAGCGCCUUCUGCUAUGAUAAGAAACAAAAAGAUAUGGUUAGAAUACGAGGAGAUCGACCGACCGCUUCAGCUCGUAGAAGGGGUCAACACGAGGCUGAUAUUGUUAAGGAUGAUGUUGUUCAGCCUGAGACUUCCGAUGUUGCUCAGAACCAGGAGCAGGGGAUUGGUAAUGAUGGUGUAGGAUUUCCAGGUGGUCCCUCUGAUACAUCUUUAUUGACUCGGUACCAGGAUCAUGUUGCACGUAUCAUAUGGGAGGGUCAGGAUCGAGUUGUGAAACUAGUCUCCCAUAGUAAAAAAGUGAAAAGAUUUGGUCGUCCUCACCCUUCUGUUCUCCCUUUUGUGGUAAAUUCUGGAUUAUCGCCUUUGUGCGAUAUUUUAUAUGACUAUCCCGAUACUGGAUUAAUCUUGGGUUUCGUGGAGAGAUGGCAUCCUGAGACUAAUAGUUUUCAUCUACCAAUUGGUGAGAUGACUAUCUCUUUAGAUGACGUGUGGUCCCUCGUUCAUCUUCCUAUCACCGGAGAGUUUUGCUCAACUGAACCUCUUGAAUAUGAAGAUUCAAUUCAGAUUAUGAUGACACUUCUUGGGGUUGAUCGGGCUAUGGCUUCCGAUGAGUUGAAUUAUUGUCGGGGUGCACAGGUCAGACUUAGUUGGCUGAGAGACCUCUAUAACAGUUGUUGUGAUAACCAGCUCUGGGAGUUUGCUGCACGAGCAUAUCUUUUGCAUCUUGUAGGGUGCACCAUAUUCGCUAAUAAAAGUGCGAGUUUUGUUCAAACCCAUUACUUGAAGUUGUUUAGAGAUCUUCCUAUAUGUCGUAAAUAUGCUUGGGGAGUUGCUGCUCUUGUCUACUUUUAUGAGCAACUAGGAGAUGCUAGCUUUGCAAAUACAAAGCAAUUAGCUGGAUAUCUACCUCUUUUACAGAGUUGGAUAUACGAGCACUUCCCUACAUUGGGAAGGAAGCAGUUACGUGAUACAUAUGUGGAAACUGAACCCCGUGCCACACGUUAUGUCACUGGACGCGUUACUUCCACUAUAGUUGAUAUUAGAGUCCAGUUGGAUGCUUUAACAUAUGAUGGGGUGAUUUGGUGCCCAUAUGGAACACAAAGUCCUGCUCGACCACUUGUUGUAUCUGCCAUGUUUUCUGGCUUCCUCAGGCUUGGUAUCCUCGUUCAUCGUCAUUUGCCAGAACGUGUGUUGCGACAAUUUGGGUUUAUGCAGCCUAUUCCACGAUCGCCAAAUUCCCUUCCUAUGGUGGACUUUGCUACUAUUGAUGAUCGGUGGAGACACUACGAUCAGUUUGUCGUAGUUCAAGUGGUCCCUGCGCCAACUCCAUUUUCAUGUGUGGAUGGAUAUUUGCAGUGGUUUAGGAGGGUCUCCCAUCCUUACAUUGUACGCGGAGUUGAGGACGAGCGACUCAGCCUUGUGGUUAUGCCCCGACUUCGUCGGAAUUUGCCAGAUGACAUGCCAGUUCAGAGGACAUCAGAGUCAUCAUCUUCUAGUUUAUUGAGUGUCAUUAAAUGCAUUGUCAACGGUCUUCAACGGAUGAUAGAUUGCAGAGAUGUUAGUGAGGGCACAGGUGCUUGGGAUCGCACACAUGAGUUAUUACAGAUAGCUCGUGAUGCAAUAGAAAAGGAAGAGAGUAGAGGAUGACGUAGAGUUGAGGACGAUGACCAUCUAUAUAUGGAUAGUAAAUUUACGUUAUAUUUGUAUUUGAUGUUAAAUUUACAAUUUUAUAUUAAGUAAUUCCAUAUAUGAUUACAAAUUCAAACGUUUAUUUUGUUAGCAA
Molecule: messenger RNA, 3924 nt
Organism: Vigna unguiculata (cowpea)
Lineage: Eukaryota; Viridiplantae; Streptophyta; Magnoliopsida; Fabales; Fabaceae
Gene: SUVR4
Product: SET-domain containing protein lysine methyltransferase family protein
Cellular component (GO): nucleus
Molecular function (GO): zinc ion binding; protein binding; histone methyltransferase activity
Source: RefSeq, a predicted model, not a curated record